This is a messenger RNA of Marmota monax (woodchuck), 13618 nucleotides long. It is a transcript of the gene Csmd2, whose product is annotated as CUB and Sushi multiple domains 2. The coding region runs from base 153 to 11081 and encodes 3642 amino acids. The record is from RefSeq and is a predicted model, not a curated record. NCBI's taxonomy places the organism in Eukaryota, Metazoa, Chordata, Mammalia, Rodentia, Sciuridae. The transcript has 72 exons.
CGGGCGGACACUUGGUUCAUUCCAGCCGCAGAAGCUCAGGGCUCCCGCGUACCGGGAUUUUUUUCCUAGCAGAAAAAAGCUCCAGAGCUCUCCUGACCUCCUUUCUCCUCGGCGGCGAGCGGAGCCUCUCCCUCGGCGCUGCCGGCCGCGCCAUGCCGCGCUCGCGGGGACGGGAGCAGGGGCGCUGCGGCUGCCCCGCGGGGAGAGCUCGCGGCGAAGCCGGGAUUUCGGCUCCUGUGCCGGGCGCCGGGAGCCGCUGGGGCCGCCCUCCGCCACCAACGCCGCCGCCGCUGCUGCUGCUGCUGGGCUGGGGGCUGCUCAGCGCCUCGGCCACCGCUGGCCAGAAUUGCACGUUCCAACUGCAGGGUCCCAAUGGCACAGUGGAGAGCCCAGGGUUCCCGUAUGGCUACCCCAAUUAUGCCAACUGCACGUGGACCAUCACCGCCGAGGACCAGCACAGGAUCCAACUCGUGUUCCAGUCCUUCGCCCUGGAAGAGGACUUUGAUGUCCUGUCAGUAUUCGAUGGCCCACCCCGGCCAGAGAACCUGCGAACCAGGCUGACUGGCUUUCAGCUGCCAGCCACCAUCGUCAGCAUGGCCACCACCCUGUCCCUGCGUCUCAUCAGCGACUAUGCAGUCAGCGCCCAGGGCUUUCACGCCAGCUAUGAAGUUCUCCCCAGCCACACGUGUGGGAACCCAGGGAGGCUGCCCAAUGGCAUCCAGCAGGGUUCAACCUUCAACCUGGGUGACAAGGUCCGCUACAGCUGCAACCCUGGCUUCUUCCUCGAGGGUCACGCCGUGCUCACCUGCCACGCUGGCUCCGAGAACAGUGCCACGUGGGACUUCCCCUUGCCCUCCUGCAGAGCGGACGAUGCAUGUGGCGGGACCCUGCGGGGCCAGAGUGGCAUCAUCUCUAGCCCCCACUUCCCCUCCGAGUACCACAACAACGCCGACUGCACGUGGACCAUCCUGGCCGAGCUGGGGGACACCAUCGCCCUGGUCUUCAUCGACUUCCAGCUUGAGGAUGGGUACGACUUCCUGGAGGUCACGGGGACCGAAGGCUCCUCCCUCUGGUUCACCGGAGCCAGCCUCCCAGCCCCUGUCAUCAGCAGCAAGAACUGGCUGCGGCUGCACUUCACGGCGGAUGGCAACCACCGGCAGCGGGGCUUCAGCGCCCAGUAUCAAGUCAAGAAGCAAAUCGAAUUGAAGUCCCGAGGUGUGAAGCUGAUGCCCAGCAAGGACAGCAGCCGGAAGACAUCUGUAUUAACUCAGGUUGGUGUGUCCCAAGGACAUAAUAUGUGUCCAGACCCUGGCAUACCUGAAAGGGGCAAAAGACUAGGCUCGGAUUUCAGGUUAGGAUCCAGCGUCCAGUUCACCUGCAACGAGGGCUAUGACCUGCAAGGGUCCAAGCGGAUCACCUGUAUGAAAGUGAGCGACAUGUUUGCGGCCUGGAGCGACCACAGGCCCGUCUGCCGAGCCCGCAUGUGUGAUGCCCACCUUCGAGGCCCCUCAGGCAUCAUCACCUCCCCCAAUUUCCCCAUUCAAUAUGACAACAACGCGCACUGCGUGUGGAUCAUCACAGCCCUCAACCCCGCCAAGGUGAUCAAGCUGGCCUUCGAGGAGUUUGAUUUGGAGAGGGGCUACGACACCCUGACUGUCGGGGACGGUGGGCAGGAUGGGGACCAGAAGACAGUUCUCUACAUCCUGACAGGUACAUCGGUCCCAGAUCUCAUCGUCAGCACCAAUCAUCAAAUGUGGCUCCUCUUUCAGACCGAUGGCAGUGGCAGCUCCCUGGGAUUCAAGGCUUCAUAUGAAGAGAUCGAGCAGGGCAGUUGCGGUGACCCUGGCAUACCUGCCUACGGCCGGAGGGAAGGCUCUCGGUUCCGCCACGGUGACACACUCAAGUUUGAGUGCCAGCCUGCCUUUGAGCUGGUGGGGCAGAAGGCAAUCACGUGUCAAAAGAAUAACCAGUGGUCGGCUAAGAAGCCAGGCUGCGUGUGGCAGAGGCUGGCAGGCAGCAGACGCCACAUCAUGCCAUUGAAACACCACCUAGUGAAGACGUUUCAGAGACCACCGCACAUCCAUGUCUGUAGCUCGGGAGAAGUUUCCUGCUUCUUCAACUUCACCAGUCCCUCCGGAGUCGUCCUGUCUCCCAACUACCCAGAGGACUAUGGCAACCACCUACACUGCGUCUGGCUCAUCCUGGCCAGGCCCGAGAGCCGCAUCCACCUGGCCUUCAAUGACAUUGAUGUGGAGCCUCAGUUUGAUUUUCUGGUCAUCAAGGAUGGGGCCACUGCCGAGGCCCCGGUCCUGGGCACCUUCUCAGGAAACCAGCUCCCCUCCUCCAUCACGAGCAGUGGCCACGUGGCCCGUCUUGAGUUCCAGACUGACCACUCCACAGGGAAGAGGGGCUUCAACAUCACCUUUACCACCUUCCGACACAAUGAGUGCCCAGAUCCUGGUGUUCCGGUAAAUGGCAAACGGUUUGGGGACAGCCUUCAGCUGGGCAGCUCCAUCUCCUUUCUUUGUGACGAAGGCUUCCUCGGGACCCAGGGCUCGGAGACCAUCACCUGCAUCCUGAAGGAGGGCAGCGUGGUGUGGAACAGUGCCGUCCUGCGCUGCGAAGCUCCCUGCGGUGGCCACCUGACUUCGCCCAGCGGCACCAUCCUCUCUCCUGGCUGGCCUGGCUUCUACAAGGAUGCGUUGAGCUGUGCCUGGGUGAUCGAAGCCCAGCCAGGCUACCCCAUCAAAAUCACCUUUGACAGAUUUAAAACUGAGGUCAACUAUGACACCCUGGAAGUACGAGAUGGACGGACAUACUCAGCGCCCUUGAUCGGGGUUUACCACGGGACGCAGGUCCCCCAGUUUCUCAUCAGCACCAGCAACUACCUCUACCUCCUCUUCUCUACGGACAAGAGCCACUCGGACAUCGGCUUUCAGCUCCGCUAUGAGACUAUCACACUGCAGUCAGACCACUGUCUGGAUCCAGGAAUCCCUGUCAAUGGACAGCGUCAUGGGAAUGACUUCUAUGUGGGCGCUCUGGUGACAUUCAGCUGUGACUCGGGCUACACACUGAGUGACGGGGAGCCCCUGGAGUGUGAGCCCAACUUCCAGUGGAGUCGAGCUCUGCCCAGCUGUGAAGCUCUCUGUGGUGGCUUCAUUCAAGGCUCCAGUGGGACCAUCUUGUCACCAGGCUUCCCUGACUUCUACCCCAACAACCUGAACUGCACUUGGGUUAUCGAAACCUCGCAUGGCAAGGGUGUGUUCUUUACCUUCCACACCUUCCACCUGGAGAGUGGCCACGACUACCUCCUUCUCACCGAGAACGGCAGCUUCACCCAGCCCCUGAGGCAGCUGACCGGCUCCCGGCUGCCCGCGCCCAUCAGUGCCGGGCUCUAUGGCAACUUCACGGCUCAGGUCCGCUUCAUUUCCGACUUCUCCAUGUCCUACGAAGGAUUCAACAUCACCUUCUCAGAGUAUGACUUGGAGCCCUGCGAGGAGCCCGAGGUCCCAGCCUACAGCAUCCGGAAGGGCCUGCAGUUUGGCGUGGGCGACACCUUGACCUUCUCCUGCUUCCCCGGGUACCGUCUAGAGGGCACCGCCCGCAUCACGUGCCUGGGGGGCAGACGGCGCCUGUGGAGCUCGCCUCUGCCAAGGUGUGUUGCUGAGUGUGGGAACUCAGUCACCGGCACUCAGGGUACUCUGCUGUCCCCCAACUUUCCUGUGAACUACAAUAACAAUCACGAAUGCAUCUACUCCAUCCAGACCCAACUGGGGAAGGGGAUUCAGCUUAAAGCCAGGGCAUUUGAACUCUCAGAAGGAGACAUCCUCAAGGUCUACGAUGGCAACAACAACUCUGCCCGUUUGCUGGGGGUGUUCAGCCGCUCUGAGAUGUUGGGAGUGACUUUGAAUAGCACGUCUAGCAGUCUGUGGCUGGAUUUCAUCACCGAUGCAGAAAACACCAGUCAGGGCUUUGAGCUACAGUUUUCCAGUUUUGAGCUCAUCAAAUGCGAAGACCCCGGAACGCCCCAGUUUGGCUACAAGGUUCAUGAUGGAGGUCACUUUGCAGGCAGCUCUGUGUCCUUCAGUUGUGACCCUGGCUACAGCCUGCGGGGCAGCCAGGAGCUGCAGUGUCUGAGUGGAGAACGCAGGACCUGGGACCGGCCGCUGCCCACCUGUGUCGCUGAGUGUGGAGGGACGGUGAAAGGAGAGGUGUCAGGGCAGGUGCUAUCGCCGGGGUAUCCAGCUCCCUACGAACACAACCUCAACUGCAUCUGGACCGUGGAAGCAGAUGCCGGCUGCACCAUCGGGCUCCACUUCCUGGUGUUUGAUACAGAGGAGGUCCAUGAUGUGCUGCGCAUCUGGGACGGGCCUGUGGAGAGCGGGGUUCUGUUGAAGGAGCUGAGCGGCUCAGUCCUGCCCAAGGACCUGCACAGCACCUUCAACUCGGUCGUUCUGCAGUUCAGCACGGACUUCUUCACCAGCAAGCAAGGCUUUGCCAUUCAGUUCUCAGUGUCCACAGCGACAUCCUGCAAUGACCCUGGGGUCCCACAGAACGGGAGCCGGAGUGGCAACAGUUGGGAAGCUGGGGACUCCACAGUGUUCCAGUGUGACCCUGGCUACGCGCUGCAGGGAAGUGCAGAGAUCAGCUGCGUGAAGAUAGAAAACAGAUUCUUCUGGCAGCCCAGCCCGCCCACGUGCAUUGCUCCUUGUGGGGGAGACCUGACGGGACCAUCAGGAGUCAUCCUGUCGCCAAAUUAUCCCGAGCCCUAUCCGCCAGGCAAGGAGUGUGACUGGAAAGUGACCGUCUCGCCAGACUACGUCAUCGCCCUGGUAUUUAACAUCUUUAACUUGGAGCCUGGCUAUGACUUCCUUCAUAUCUACGAUGGACGGGACUCUCUCAGCCCUCUCAUAGGAAGCUUCUAUGGCUCCCAGCUCCCAGGCCGCAUUGAAAGCAGCGGCAACAGCCUAUUCCUCGCCUUCCGCAGCGACGCAUCUGUGAGCAAUGCUGGCUUUGUGAUUGACUACACAGAAAACCCACGAGAGUCAUGCUUUGACCCUGGUUCCAUCAAGAAUGGCACACGAGUGGGGUCUGACCUCAAACUGGGCUCUUCCAUCACCUACUACUGCCACGGCGGCUACGAGGUGGAGGGCUCCUCGACCCUGAGCUGCAUCCUGGGGCCUGAUGGGAAGCCCGUGUGGAACAAUCCACGGCCUGUCUGCACAGCUCCCUGUGGGGGACAGUAUGUGGGUUCAGAUGGUGUGGUCCUAUCUCCCAACUACCCCCAGAACUACACCAGCGGACACAUCUGCUUGUAUUUUGUGACCGUGCCCAAGGACUACGUGGUGUUUGGCCAGUUCGCCUUCUUCCACACGGCCCUCAACGACGUGGUGGAGGUGCAUGAUGGUCACAGCCAGCACUCUCGGCUCCUCAGCUCCCUCUCGGGCUCCCACACAGGAGAGUCUCUACCCUUGGCCACCUCCAAUCAAGUUCUCAUUAAGUUCAGUGCCAAAGGCCAAGCACCAGCCAGGGGCUUCCACUUUGUUUACCAAGCGGUGCCCCGAACCAGCGCCACGCAGUGCAGCUCUGUGCCAGAACCCCGCUAUGGCAAGAGGCUGGGCAGUGACUUCUCAGUGGGAGCCAUCGUCCGCUUCGAAUGCAAUUCCGGCUAUGCCCUGCAGGGGUCCCCAGAAAUCCAGUGCCUCCCUGUGCCUGGGGCCUUGGCUCAGUGGAACGUCUCAGCACCAACCUGCGUGGUGCCAUGUGGAGGCAAUCUGACGGAGCGCAAGGGCACCAUCUUGUCACCCGGCUUCCCAGAGCCCUACCUCAACAGCCUCAACUGUGUAUGGAAGAUCAUGGUCCCUGAAGGUGCAGGCAUCCAGAUUCAAGUUAUCAGUUUUGUCACAGAGCAGAACUGGGACUCCCUGGAAGUAUUUGAUGGUGCAGAUAACACCGUCACCAUGCUGGGGAGUUUCUCAGGGACCACCAUGCCUGCCCUUCUGAACAGCACCUCCAACCAACUGUACCUUCACUUCUACUCAGACAUCAGUGUGUCUGCCGCCGGCUUCCACUUGGAGUACAAAACGGUGGGCUUGAGCAGCUGUCCAGAACCCGCGGUGCCCAGUAAUGGAGUGAAGACCGGCGAGCGCUACUUGGUGAACGAUGUGGUCUCUUUCCAGUGUGAGCCGGGCUAUGCCCUCCAGGGCCACGCCCACAUCUCCUGUAUGCCUGGGACGGUGAGGAGAUGGAACUACCCGCCUCCGCUCUGUAUUGCGCAGUGCGGAGGAGCAGUGGAAGAGUUGGAGGGGGUGAUCCUGAGCCCCGGCUUCCCAGGCAACUACCCUAGCAACAUGGAUUGCUCCUGGAAGAUAGUGCUGCCCGUGGGCUUUGGAGCUCACAUCCAGUUCCUGAACUUCUCCACGGAGCCCAACCAUGACUUCAUAGAAAUCCGGAACGGCCCCUACGAGACCAGCCGCAUGAUGGGCAGGUUCAGCGGCAGCGAGCUCCCCAGCGCCCUGCUCUCCACCUCCCAUGAGACCACCGUGUAUUUCCACAGCGACCACUCCCAGAACCGGCCUGGAUUCAAGCUGGAGUAUCAGGCCUAUGAACUUCAAGAGUGCCCAGAUCCAGAGCCCUUUGCCAAUGGCAUUGUGAGGGGAGCUGGCUACAAUGUUGGACAAUCAGUGACCUUCGAGUGCCUUCCAGGAUAUCAGCUGACUGGCCACCCUGUCCUCACAUGUCAACAUGGCACCAACCGGAACUGGGACCACCCCCUGCCCAGGUGUGAAGUUCCCUGCGGUGGUAACAUCACCUCUUCCAAUGGCACUGUGUACUCCCCGGGUUACCCCAGUCCAUACUCCAGCUCCCAGGACUGUGUCUGGAUGAUCACUGUGCCCAUUGGUCAUGGUGUCCGCCUCAACCUCAGCCUGCUACAGACAGAGCCCUCCGGAGACUUCAUCACCAUCUGGGAUGGGCCUCAGCAGACAUCUCCACAGCUAGGAGUCUUCACCCGGAGCUUGGCCAAGAAAACAGUGCACAGUUCAACCAACCAGGUCCUGCUCAAGUUCCACCAUGAUGCAGCCUUGGGUGGGAUCUUUGCCAUCGCCUUCUCUGCUUAUCCACUCACCAAGUGCCCACCUCCCACCAUCCUCCCCAAUGCUGAAGUUGUCACUGAGAAUGAAGAAUUCAACAUAGGUGACAUCGUUCGCUACAGGUGUCUUCCUGGCUUUACCUUAGUGGGGAAUGAAAUCCUGACCUGCAAACUUGGAACCUCCCUGCAGUUUGAGGGCCCGCCCCCAAUAUGUGAAGUGCAUUGCCCGACAAACGAGCUUCUGACAGACUCCACGGGUGUGAUCCUGAGCCAGAGCUACCCUGGAAGCUACCCCCAGUUCCAGACCUGCUCUUGGCUGGUGAGAGUGGAGCCCGAGUACAACAUCUCCCUCACGGUGGAAUACUUCCUCAGUGAGAAGCAGUAUGAUGAGUUUGAGAUCUUCGACGGUCCCUCAGGACAAAGUCCUCUGCUGAAAGCCCUCAGUGGGAAUUACUCUGCUCCUCUGAUUGUCACCAGCUCAAGCAACUCUGUGUACCUGCGCUGGUCAUCUGACCACGCCUACAAUCGAAAGGGCUUUAAGAUUCGGUAUUCAGCCCCUUACUGCAGCCUGCCCAGGGCUCCACUCCACGGCUUCAUUCUGGGCCAGACCACCACCCAGCCCGGCGGCUCCAUCCACUUUGGCUGCAACACAGGAUACCGCUUGGUGGGACACAGCAUGGCCAUUUGUACCCGGCACCCCCAGGGGUACCACCUGUGGAGCGAGGCCAUUCCUCUCUGUCAAGCUCUUUCCUGCGGUCUUCCUGAUGCCCCCAAGAAUGGAAUGGUGUUUGGCAAGGAGUACACGGUGGGGACCAAGGCUGUGUACAGCUGCAGCGAAGGCUACCACCUCGCGGCUGGCGCAGAGGCCACCGCGGAGUGUCUGGAGACAGGCCUGUGGAGCAACCACAACGUCCCCCCUCAGUGUGUCCCUGUGACCUGUCCUGAUGUCAGCAGUAUCAGUGUGGAGCAUGGCAGGUGGAGGCUCAUCUUUGGGACCCAGUACCAGUUCCAGGCCCAGCUGAUGCUCAUCUGUGACCCUGGCUACUACUACACUGGCCAGAGGGUCAUCCGAUGUCAGGCCAAUGGCAAAUGGAGCCUUGGGGAUUCCAUGCCCACCUGCCAAAUCACCUCCUGUGGAGAGCUCCCCACGCCCCCCAGUGGCCACCGCAUUGGAACACUGUCUGUCUAUGGGGCCACUGCCAUCUUCUCCUGCAAUUCCGGGUACACUCUGGUGGGCUCCAGGGUGCGGGAAUGCUUGGCCAACGGGCUCUGGAGCGGCUCAGAAGUCCGCUGCCUGGCUGGACACUGUGGGACCCCUGAGCCCAUCGUCAACGGACACAUCAACGGAGAGAACUACAACUACCGGGGCAGCGUGGUGUACCAGUGCAACGCCGGCUUCCGCCUCAUCGGCAUGUCAGUGCGCAUCUGCCAGCAGGACCACCACUGGUCGGGCAAGACCCCUUUCUGUGUGCCAAUCACCUGUGGACACCCAGGCAAUCCUAUCAACGGUCUCACUCACGGCAGCCAGUUUAACCUGAACGAUGUGGUCAAGUUUGUUUGCAACCCUGGGUAUGUGGCUGAGGGGGCUGCGAGGUCCCAGUGCCUGGCCAGCGGGCAAUGGAGUGACAUGCUGCCUACCUGCAGAAUCAUCAACUGCACAGAUCCUGGGCACCAAGAAAACAGCAUCCGUCAAGUCCAUGCCAGUGGCCCACACAGGUUCAGCUUUGGCACCUCCGUGUCUUACCAGUGCAACCACGGCUUCUACCUCCUGGGCACCCCCGUGCUCAGCUGCCAGGGGGACGGCACCUGGGACCGUCCCCGCCCCCAGUGCCUCUUGGUGUCCUGUGGCCAUCCAGGCUCCCCGCCUCAUUCCCAAAUGUCCGGAGACAGCUAUAUCGUGGGGGCAGUCGUGCGCUACAGCUGCACCGGCAAGCGGACUCUGGUGGGAAACGCCACGCGCAUGUGCGGGCUGGAUGGACACUGGACCGGCUCCCUCCCCCACUGCUCAGGCACCAGCACCGGAGUGUGUGGGGACCCUGGGAUCCCGGCCCAUGGCAUCCGUCUGGGGGACAGCUUUGCUCCAGGCAGUCUGAUGCGCUUCAGCUGUGAAGCCGGCCACGUGCUCCGGGGGUCGUCAGAGCGAACCUGCCAGGCCAACGGCUCGUGGAGUGGCACGCAGCCUGAGUGUGGAGUGAUCUCUUGUGGGAACCCUGGGACUCCGAGCAACGCCCGAGUCAUGUUCAGUGACGGCCUGGUGUUCUCCAGCUCCAUUGUCUACGAGUGUCGGGAAGGCUACUAUGCCACGGGCCUGCUCAGCCGGCACUGCUCUGUCAAUGGCACCUGGACAGGCAGUGACCCUGAGUGCACAGUCAUAAACUGUGGUGACCCUGGGAUUCCAGCCAAUGGCCUCCGGCUGGGCAAUGACUUCAGGUACAACAAAACUGUGACAUACCAGUGUAUCCCUGGCUACAUGAUGGAGUCACACAGGGUGUCUGUGCUGAGCUGCACCAAGGACCGAACAUGGAAUGGUACCAAGCCAGUCUGCAAAGCUAUCAUGUGCAAGCCGCCUCAGCUCAUCCCCAACGGGAAAGUGGUGGGAUCUGACUUCCUGUGGGGCUCCAGUGUGACUUACGCCUGCCUGGAAGGGUACCAGCUCUCCUUGCCAGCAGUGCUCACCUGUGAAGGAAACGGAUCCUGGACCGGAGAGCUGCCUCAGUGCUUCCCCGUGUUCUGUGGCGAUCCUGGGGUCCCGCCCCGUGGGAGAAGAGAGGACCGAGGCUUCUCGUACAGGUCAUCUGUGUCCUACUCCUGCCACCCUCCUCUGGUGCUGGUGGGCUCUCCACGGAGGUUUUGUCAAUCAGAUGGGACAUGGAGUGGCACCCAGCCCAGCUGCAUAGAUCCCACGCUGACCAUGUGCGCGGACCCCGGAGUGCCACAGUUCGGGAUACAGAACAAUUCCCAAGGCUACCAGGUUGGCAGCACGGUGCUCUUCCGUUGUCAGAAAGGAUACCUGCUUCAGGGCUCCACCACCAGGACCUGCCUGCCCAACCUGACCUGGAGUGGAACUCCGCCCGACUGCGUCCCCCACCACUGCAAGCAGCCGGAGACACCAACCCAUGCCAACGUCGGGGCCCUGGACCUGCCCUCCAUGGGCUACACGCUCAUCUACUCCUGCCAGGAGGGCUUCUCCCUCAAGGGUGGUUCCGAGCACCGCACCUGCCGGGCGGACGGCAGCUGGACCGGCAAGCCGCCCAUCUGCCUGGCAGAGGUCCGGCCCAGUGGGAGACCCAUCAACACUGCCCGGGAGCCGCCACUCACUCAAGCCUCCGUUCCUGGGGAUGUUUUUGCCAAGAAUUCCCUAUGGAAAGGGGCCUAUGAGUACCAGGGGAAGAAGCAGCCAGCCAUGCUCAGAGUGACCGGCUUCCAGGCUGCCAACAGCAAGGUCAACGCCACCAUGAUUGACCACAGUGGUGUGGAGCUGCACUUGGCUGGAUAUUACAAGAAAGAAGAUUUCCAUCUCCUGCUGCAAGUCUACCAGAUUACAGGGCCUGUGGAGAUCUUUGUGAAUAAGUUCAAAGAUGACCACUGGGCUUUAGAUGGGCAUGUCUCCUCGGAAUCUGCAGGAGGUACCUUCAUCUACCAAGGCUCCGUCAAGGGUCAAGGCUUUGGCCAGUUUGGCUUUCAAAGACUUGACCUCCGGCUGUUGGAGUCAGAUCCCGAAUCCAUCGGCCGCCACUUUGCUUCCAACAGCAGUUCGGUGGCGGCCGCCAUCCUGGUGCCUUUCAUCGCCCUCAUCAUUGCAGGCUUCGUGCUCUAUCUCUACAAGCACAGGAGAAGACCCAAAGUGCCGUUCAAUGGCUACGCCGGCCACGAGAACACAAAUGUUCGGGCCACAUUUGAGAACCCCAUGUACGACCGCAACAUCCAGCCCACAGACAUCAUGGCCAGCGAGGCGGAGUUCACAGUCAGCACAGUGUGUACCGCGGUAUAGCCCCCAGGCCUGGCUGCCGCCGCUGCCGCCACCGAGAGCCCCGCCUCCAGCAACCGCUCCCCAAGGGGCAGGAAGGAGCGCCCCUGAGCACAGCGCCCGGUGCCCGUCUUCGUCUGUCUCUACGCCUGUCUCUGCCACUGCUGGGACUCGAGCCCACACCCUGCCACCAUCUGCACCUGCCACCCUGGAGAGGACUCCUGCAAUGCCCUGGCUUGGGGCAGUAAAGGAAGAGGGGCUUCAGACAGAGGAAGGAAGUUUGUGGAUUGAAAAUGGCCAAGCAGCUUGUGGAUGUGCAUGUGUGUGCACAGGCCUGAGCACAUGCGCGCACACACCUCUCCUUCAUCUGCAACCCAUGGAAGAGACCACAAAGGCUUAAAAAAGAGAAGUGUGUGUGUCAGAGAUGCCCCAUGCCCCAUGUCAAAGAUGUUCCCCACAAACAGAAAAGAAAUGAAUACGGAGAGGUAUAGUCAGCUCUCAAACCAACAUGCCUUCCCUCUGUCCCAUGUGUGAGGACACAGCGAAUGCAUUGGUGGGACACAUCAAGGAGUCAGUGUGCAGAUAGAUACCAGCCAUCUGCAGAUGGAUGAUCCCAUCUGCACAGUGACAGGAUUGCCCCGAGGGCAGGGGGGAAAUCAAAAAUAGUUUGGUAAUCAUUUUUUUAAGUUUGUUUCAAACAUAAUUGUACUGAGUUCUAAACCCAGUGAAUUAAAAGUCAUUUGGCUCCUGGGUAGCCCCUGAAAAAAAUGGCAAGCCAGAGAGAACAGGGCAGGAUUCUGGCAGGGAACAUCUGGCUGUCAACUGACCAAGAAAAAAGAAAACACAUGUAUGACUCAGAUGGGUGGCAGGUCUGGAGGCAGCAGGGAGGUGCUGUAGAUGACAGGAGAGCAAACCUGCCCCGGCACCCAGAAAAAUGAUGGCCACCACACACUGGGUUUCUCUCUGUGCCUAACACUCUAUGUGUGUUAUUUCUAGUUUGUACACACCACCAAAAGAGGAUAUAUUACUCCCAUUUUAUAGAUGAGAAAACAGACUCCUGGGAAGGUAAAGAGACAUGAGCAACAACAGAUUGAAUAAGAGUAGAGUCAGGAUGCAAAUUAAUGAAUCUGACUCCAAAGUUCACUAUACUUGCUGCCAGAAACCCAGGUUUAAAAGGUACACCAAAGAAAGGAGGUGUAGGUGAAUCUCCACUAAAGCACUGUGGCCAGGUCUGGCAGACCAGGCAGGGGGCACCUGUGUCUAAUUUUGUUUCUGCUCUCUCUACCUGGGCAGCAUCAGGACAGCGACCUAUUAUCUCCAGUGUGUUGGAGAUGUUGCUGGCCCCAGAAGCCCCUGACCACAGCAAACAAAGGGACCUAGCAGCUCUGAAUCAAAAAUAAUAAUGAAAUGAAUGAAAGUCACACUCUCUCCAGCUCCUUUCAGUGGGUUUGACUUAUUUUGAUAGUUUCAUUGUGCUUGGGUUGUUAAUGAAUUUCAUGUGUAUGGCUGGGAAGCUCAUGAGUUUAGAAAACAACGUCAGACAUUUAGAGCCACUUUCUCUAUGCUUGGGAAGGUCCCCAUGGGCUCACUCCCCUGUGCAUGUGUGACAUGCCAGCCUUGGAUAUUGGUAUAGCAUAUUGAAAUAGCAAAUAGAAAUGAGUGGGAGUGGGGGGAGAGGGCCACCUGGUUUUUGAACCAGUUCUGAGUUGCAACAAUUAAAAGAUCUGACGGAUUGAUGUCAAGAUGAACUAAAGUGAGAGGUGUCAAUUUCCAGCAGAUAGAAUGGAGAUGGGCAAUGGCAGGAGCCCACUCCUGCCCACACUCACCCUGAGACCUGGAUCCUGGGGCUGGUGGGGAAGGACCCAUCCAGACAACACCCUCACACCCUCAUUUCUUUCAGUCCCUGAAAACAAGUGCAGGAAGUUCUCGAUGCUCCUUCCCCUUCCUAUAUUCUGCCACCCACUGGACUCCUCCUCCAGCGCUGGCUCCAUUCCCUCCCUUGUGUCUCCUUGUAAAGUCCUAGGAGAUGCUUGAGGAUCACAGGCUGGUGGACACCCAGCACUCUGCUUUGCACCACCCUGUACCACCUCUGGCAUUUUCUCCCCACCUCCAGAGGCCUGGAAGGGAACAGGGCAGAUGAGGCCCUUGGCCCACCAUUCACAACAUACACCCACCACCGCCAUCCCAUGAGGAAAAAAAAAAAAAGUAAAACAAAAACAAAAAAAAAAUCUUUUGUACAGAGAUAUAUUUUUAUUAUACAAAGUUUGUACAGUACCAAAAAAGACAGAAAAAAAGGUGUAAAUUUUUUUUCAUUAUUGUAGGUAAAUGGUAGUGGAAGCCUUUUUUGUAAAUGUAAUAAAAUGUAUAAAUAUGGUUUUCAGAAAUCAUCAAGUGCUGUAAAUAUGUAAUCUACACACCUUCUUGGCUUGUCUGCGGUAUACACAUUUAAUUUAUCUGUCUCUGUAUAUGAGGCUUCCCCUGGGGUCCUGCAUUAUGGUACUUUACUGAAUUUGAAAGCAAUUUUAAAUUUUUUGAAUUCAAAUAAAAUAUAAAUUUUUGCA